This is a messenger RNA of Dreissena polymorpha, 2387 nucleotides long. Its product is annotated as dihydrolipoyllysine-residue acetyltransferase component of pyruvate dehydrogenase complex, mitochondrial-like. Bases 75 to 1619 code for a protein of 514 amino acids. The transcript has 13 exons. Gene Ontology annotation, molecular function: dihydrolipoyllysine-residue acetyltransferase activity. Lineage: Eukaryota; Metazoa; Mollusca; Bivalvia; Myida; Dreissenidae. Gene Ontology annotation, biological process: pyruvate decarboxylation to acetyl-CoA. The record is from RefSeq and is a predicted model, not a curated record. Gene Ontology annotation, cellular component: pyruvate dehydrogenase complex.
UCCAAAAUAAAUCUCUGUCAAACCGAGGCUAGUUUCUGACGGUCACGAAGGGGCAAGGUCGCUCCAUUUAAGCCAUGUUUCGCUCGGUCUCUCUGGUCCGCGAGGUCGCCAAACGAUGCACACAUAGGAGAGCUUUCACCAAUUUAUCGAGAUGCAGUGGCAACUUAAAAACAUCUAUAGAUAGUUGCAAAAUAUGCCAGUGCAGUGGUGUUCAGAAACCAGGGGUAGCCACCAACACAUGGGGUCUGCAGUACAGAUUUUACUCUUCAGCCCUGCCCAACCACAUCAAGGUCACACUGCCGUCUCUUUCCCCUACCAUGGAGAUGGGAACAAUCAUCAACUGGCAGAAGAAUGAGGGAGACAAGGUAUCAGAAGGUGACCUGCUUGCUGAGAUAGAGACAGACAAGGCCACCAUGGGGUUUGAAGCAUCAGAGGCAGGGUACCUGGCCAAGAUCUUCCUGCCAGAGGGCAGCAAGGAUGUGCCUAUAGGCAAGCUGCUGUGUAUUAUCGUGGAGAAAGAGGCGGAUGUGGCAGCCUUCAAAAACUACGUUGCUUCUCCAGCCGACGACUCUCCAGUGCGUGGGAUACCAGGCACGAAGGCCGAGCCCCCUGCCACUCCCCUUCCACCCCCGGCACCAGUCGCAGCAGCCCCUCCUCCUCGACCUGUGACCCCAGUUACAGUGAUGGACCCUCCCCCUCCCCAGCCGGCCCCUGUGGUCCGCCCUGAGGGUAGAGUUGUGGCCACACCCUACGCCAGAACCCUGGCCGCCGAGCAAGGCGUUGACCUCAAUCUGGUGACAGGUACAGGACCAGAUGGGCAGAUUCGUGCUGAAGACGUGUUGGCGUUCAAACCAGCAGCAGCAACAACAACAACAGCAGCAGCUCCCACUACACCCGCACCAGCAAUGGUUGCAGCUCCAGGUGCAUUUGUGGACAUUCCUCUCAGCAAUAUGAGGAAGACAAUAGCCAAGAGACUUACCGAGUCCAAGCAGACGAUACCUCACUAUUACCUUACGAUAGAUGUGAAACUAGACAGAACAUUAGCAUUAAGGAAAGAGUUGAAUGCUCUGUUGGAGGGAGAGAAGAAGAAGCUGUCAGUGAAUGAUUUCAUCAUCAAGGCAUCUGCCCUGGCGUGUAGACAGGUGCCUGAAGCAAACAGCUCAUGGCAGGGGACCUUUGUAAGACAGUACAAUACAGUAGAUGUCAAUGUUGCUGUAGCUACAGAUGCCGGACUCAUAACUCCAAUAGUUGCACGCGCUGACUUAAAGGGCCUUACUCAGAUCAGUGAAGACGUAGGAAACCUAGCUGCCAAGGCAAAGGCUGGUAAAUUGCAGCCACAUGAGUUUCAGGGUGGAACUUUCACAAUCUCCAAUCUGGGCAUGUUUGGCAUCAAGAGUUUCUCCGCAGUUAUCAACCCGCCCCAGGCAUGCAUCCUGGCAGUAGGAGGGGCCGAGAAACGCCUUGUGGUGGAUGAACACUCUAACACAGGGUACUCCCAGGCCACAGUAAUGAGUGUGACCCUGAGUUGUGACCACAGGGUGGUGGACGGCGCAGUGGGAGCGCGCUGGCUGGCUGAGUUCCGAAAAUACCUGGAAAACCCUUCCACCAUGCUCUUGUGAGGAACACAAUCUCAACUAUAACCAUGGAAAUAGUAGUAUUUAAGAUGAAAGACUGCAGUCAUAAUUGGAAAGAAUGGCUUUGUUGUAUAAGAAUGGUUUAUUGGCUUUCAAUGAUAGAAUUUCAAUGAUGUCUUGAAAUUUGCUAAGGGUUUAACUAUUUUGUCUUAUGACAAACUAAUACAUAUAAGUAUGCUUAUAAGUAUAUGUACGAGCGUAUGUUACUUUUGGAGACAAUACUCUUUAAAAAAAAAUAUAUUGUACUUUUUUGAGUGACAAUGUUUUAGUGAUAUUUGUUAGAUUAUAUAACAUAUUAAAUUUAAAAAAAAAUCAAUUGUGUCUGCUAUAUAUUUUCUCCUAAAUUAUCAGCCUUAGAAUUUUUGUUUCUCCUCAACGUUAACAUUUCUGACAAAAGCACAGUAGGUAAUAGAGGAUAUUUGUGCAUGUCAGUGUAAGAUCGUUUGUUAUUUCAAGAGUGAUCAUAGAAAGCCACUCGUGAAGAUAUUAUUUUUCUAUGAUCACGAAAAUAUUAAAAAAACGUUGAUCGUUUUGAUACGGCAGGCAUUACAGUGCAAAAGGAUGUACUCAAGGAAUAUUUUAUUAGCAACAAUUAAAUGUAUGUAUCAUUAUUAUAGUGUUUCUGUUACUUAUGAUUGAUCUUGUGUGUCUUACAAGCAUGAAAGUGCUAGAUGGGUGUUUUCUGGUAUAAUGUUAUGUUUUAGGAAUGCUAUUUAAUGAUUACACCUUUGAAUAAACGGAAAGGGGCUUGUU